UGUCGACCUAACAACCGUAUCCCACUGUGUCAACAAGAACCCACAAGCAAUGAGAAGAGCUGGAGGCCUUGAGGGACAUCAGCGAUAAUAAUAAGCCAUGAAGCCUGCUGGAAGUGCCAGCUAAUCCCUUGCAUGGGCCGGAAGCCAGGAGAGGAGGCCCCCGUUAAUGAUUAAUGCCCGGCGGCGGGCACUAAGAGCAGCUGCCCGGGUACACGACGCUGCACACAAUGCUGCUGCUACUGCAGAGAGCGCUGCGCCCGACCUGGGCCCGGGGACUCUGCAGAGCAGGGAAUCCCCGGCACAUGCACCGGAGCCUGGACAUCGCCGGCAUCUACCCGCCCAUUUCCACCCCCUUCACCCCCGGCGAGAAGGUGGACUACGUCCGGCUGGAGGAGAACCUGCGCAAGUACGCCGGCGUCCCGUUCCGUGGAAUUGUUGUUCAAGGAUCAACUGGAGAAUAUGCUUAUUUGAGCCUGGAGGAGCGUCUGGAGGUUGUACGCAAGGCGCGUCAGGUGGUGCCCAAGGAGAAGAUUCUCAUUGCGGGGUCGGGAUGUGAAUCUACACAAGCCACCGUGGAGAUGACCGGUGAGAUGGCCGAGGCUGGAGCAGAUGCAGUUCUGGUGGUGACCCCUUGCUACUAUCGGGGCAGAAUGACCAGUUCCGCUCUGGUGAAUCAUUAUACUAAGGUUGCAGACACAUCUCCAGUGCCCGUUAUUCUGUACAGCGUGCCCGGUAAUACUGUGCUGGACCUGCCCGUGGAGGCUGCAAUUACCCUGGCACAGCACCCGAACAUCAUAGGGAUGAAGGACAGCGGAGGAGAUGUUUCACGUAUAGGGCUCAUCGUCCACAGAACCCAGCACCUGGGCUUUCAGCUGUUGUCUGGGUCUGCAGGCUUCCUGCUGGCUGGAUACGCGGUGGGUGCAGUUGGAGGGAUCUGUGCUCUAGCUAAUGUACUUGGUGCCCAGCUGUGCGAGUUGGAGAGAAUGUGUGUAAAUGCACAGUGGGCCAAAGCCAGGGCGUUGCAGUAUCGACUGAUCGAACCAAACGCUGCUGUGACUCGCAAGUUUGGGAUCCCAGGCGUGAAGCAGGCAAUGGAGUGGUUUGGAUACCACGGAGGUCACUGUCGUUCCCCACUUGUGCCAUUAACAGAACAGGAGCGUAAGGAGCUGAGGAAGGCGUUCACGGACAAUGGCUGGCUGGAUACCCACGGCUAAAUGACCGUCCAUGAAAUCAUUUCACACGUUUUUUUAAAUCAACUAAUAUGAUGAUCAUACAUAUACCAGGGAGACGGCAGUAAGGAAAAUAGGAAAUAUACAUUAAACAACCAGUGGAAUGCUAUUUUGGUGAAAUAUUGCAACAAGUAUCAUAAUUGUUAAAAAAGAUCAUUAUAAAAGGGGAAAUCCAUCCUUUUUUUUUUUAAAUAACAUGCCAAUAAAACCUUUUAUGACAUAGCUAUGUCACUA
Messenger RNA from Pseudophryne corroboree (corroboree frog), 1463 nucleotides. It is a transcript of the gene HOGA1, whose product is annotated as 4-hydroxy-2-oxoglutarate aldolase 1. Gene Ontology annotation, molecular function: (R,S)-4-hydroxy-2-oxoglutarate aldolase activity. Lineage: Eukaryota; Metazoa; Chordata; Amphibia; Anura; Myobatrachidae. The record is from RefSeq and is a predicted model, not a curated record. The transcript has 7 exons. Gene Ontology annotation, biological process: glyoxylate catabolic process. Bases 228 to 1214 code for a protein of 328 amino acids. Gene Ontology annotation, cellular component: mitochondrion.